AUGAAGGUCAAGAAGAACAAGACGUGGCAGAUGGGCCUGAGAUACUUCGAGGAGUUUGUAAAACGCAACUUCAAUGAGGACGAGCACCAGGAAGUGAAUGUGCCGUUUCCCGGUCUGCCCGACGAUGAAGAGGCGGGGUUGGACUGCGGCUUCAUGGUCAUGUCGGCUGCGGAGAUCAAGGAUAUAUUUGAACCGGUCGUCAAAGAAGUAUGCGACCUUGUUCAGGGUCAGGUCACUGGCAUCCGGUCCAAGGGUGGCGUCGUCUCAGGUAUUGUGCUGGUGGGAGGAUUCGGCCAGAGUGACUACCUCUACCGAAAACUCAAGGCCCAUUUCACUAGCGCCGCGCCACCACCGUACACCGAAAGACCUACUCACGGUAGCGUGACCGCGCUGCAGGAGACGAGCUCGAUCGAGGUGAUGCAGCCAGUGUACGCCUGGACGGCCGUUGUCCGAGGAGCAGUUCUGCGAGGGCUAGAGGGUAACAUGGUGAUAUCCCGUAAGGCGAGAUACCACUACGGCACUUCGUACGCAACAGUGUACGAUGAAGAGAAACAUUCGGUCAGCGAGCGUUAUUGGUCACCGCUAUGGGAGCGUUGGAUGGUGUCGGACCGUAUGCAGUGGCACAUUGCAAAGGGAGAGGCAAUAUCGCCCUUGUCGCCUAUCGCAUUCCACUAUACUCGAAACUUCAGGCCCGGGCAGUCAUUACUGGUGACGGACGACUUGAUUGCUUGCGAAGCGGACGAUCCGCCCUCGGCGUACACUCGUGAUCUCAUCCACGUGUGCACACUAACGACCGAUCUCAAUGCGGUACCGAGGAGCCUGUUCACACGGUUGACGACAACACGCGGUGUGGAAUUCGACAACCUUGAUUUUACACUCGAGAUGAUUGUCGACAGUGCGGGCCUGGGGUUCGAGUUGAAGGUGGACGGCGUGCGGUAUGGACGCGUCGAUGCUGAGUUUCACUGA
Molecule: messenger RNA, 966 nt
Organism: Colletotrichum spaethianum
Lineage: Eukaryota; Fungi; Ascomycota; Sordariomycetes; Glomerellales; Glomerellaceae
Exons: 3
Coding region: 1-966 (321 amino acids)
Source: RefSeq, a predicted model, not a curated record